AUGUCGGGCGAGAAUUCUUUGUACGACAAGGGCAAAGAAGUCCGCAUUGCCGUACUGGGCGAGGCACACGUCAAAAGAUCACUUGCAGCACGACAAAGCGAAUUCGCCAAACCUCUUCAGGACUUCACCACCGAGUAUUGCUGGGGAAAGGUCUGGUCUCGUCCCGAACUCGACCGGAGAUCCAGGAGUCUUGUCACUGAUAUCCAUCCAUAUCUUGGCUUCAUGAUCGCCCUCCAUAGCUGGCAUGAAUUGGGCAUCCAUACAAAAGGAGCACUGCGCAAUGGCGUUACCGAGGUCGAGAUUCGCGAGGUCAUCAUGCAAUCCAUGGUUUACUGUGGGGUUCCUGCUGGUGUGCAGGCUCUAAAAGUUGCGGAAACCGCCAUCAACGAGAUGAUAGAGAGCGGAGACCAUCAACGACAGCUGAAAGAAAAGGUGUAG
Messenger RNA from Exophiala viscosa, 438 nucleotides. RefSeq names its product putative 4-carboxymuconolactone decarboxylase. Bases 1 to 438 code for a protein of 145 amino acids. The record is from RefSeq and is a predicted model, not a curated record. The transcript has 2 exons. Gene Ontology annotation, molecular function: peroxiredoxin activity. NCBI's taxonomy places the organism in Eukaryota, Fungi, Ascomycota, Eurotiomycetes, Chaetothyriales, Herpotrichiellaceae.